This is a messenger RNA of Theobroma umbraticum, 1551 nucleotides long. Its product is annotated as phenylacetaldehyde oxime monooxygenase CYP71AN24-like. The record is from RefSeq and is a predicted model, not a curated record. Gene Ontology annotation, molecular function: iron ion binding; oxidoreductase activity, acting on paired donors, with incorporation or reduction of molecular oxygen; heme binding. NCBI's taxonomy places the organism in Eukaryota, Viridiplantae, Streptophyta, Magnoliopsida, Malvales, Malvaceae.
GAUUACAUCUGCAAAAUGGAGCUACUACCAUUAGUGGAGUUGAAUGUAGCUAAACUUUACAAUCCAUUGUUCCUAUCUGUUAUUCUCCUUUUCUCCCUCGUAAUUUGGCUUAAACUAGCAAAAGGAAAGAAACUUAAUCCGCCUCCAUCACCCCCAAAGUUACCGAUCAUCGGCAACAUCCAUCAAUUAGGCAAACUUCCCCACCGCUCUCUCCUAGACCUCUCUAGAAAGUAUGGCCCUCUCUUGCUUCUGCAAUUGGGGCAUAAUCCAACUCUAGUGGUAUCAUCAGCAGAGAUGGCUAGAGAAAUCGUCAAAAAUCAUGACAUUGUUUUCUCAAACAGACCCAGGACCACAGCGGCAAAUAUCUUGCUUUAUGGAUGCACGGAUAUUGGUUUUGCACCUUAUGGUGAGUACUGGAGACAAGUUAGGAAGAUCAGUGUAAUUGAGCUCUUCAGCCUCCGAAGAGUACACUCAUUUCAGUUUGUAAGAGACGAAGAAGUCGAACUUCUUAUCAACAAAAUCAACCGUGCCUCUCUAAAAGGACAGUCUAUUAAUCUAACGGAGAUGUUGAUGGCCGUUUCGAAUAACAUAGUGUCUAGAUGCGUUCUUAGUCGGCGAGCUGAAGAAGAAGAUGGUAGCAACAAGUUUGGGCAGUUGGCAAGAAGGAUUAUGGCUCUCCUCGCGAGUUUUUGUAUUGGGGAUAUGUUUCCUUACUUGAGGUGGCUGGAUGUGCUUACCGGAUUUAUUCCAAGUUUGAAAGCAGCUUUUGGAGAAAUAGAUACAUUUUUGGAUCAGAUAAUUGAGGAGCACAGAGGCUUGAUAAGCCAUGACCAUAUGUCUGAUAAAAAGGAUUUUGUUUCUAUUACCCUCCAACUCCAAAAGGAUGGCAUGCUUGAGAUGGACCUCACUCAAGACAACAUCAAAGCAAUCUUACUGGAUAUGUUCAUCGGAGGAACUGAUACCACUUCAACAACAACAGAAUGGUUGAUGGCUGAACUCCUACGGCAUCCAAAUGUCAUGAAAAAGGUCCAAGAAGAGGUAAGAAGUGUGGUUGGAAAGAAAUCAAAGGUAGAUGUAGAGGAUAUAAAUAAAAUGGUCUACUUAAAAUGCGUCAUCAAAGAAACAUUAAGACUACAUCCCCCUGUUCCUCUCCUGGUUCCUCGAGAAACAUCCGCAAGUGCUAAAUUGGAAGGCUAUGAUAUUCCUUCCAACACCACUGUCUUUAUCAAUGUAUGGGCAAUUCAAAGGGAUCCGAACUGGUGGGACAAACCGGAGGAGUUCAUUCCAGAGAGGUUCGAGAAUGUGGCCAUUGACUUCAAAGGUCAAGAUUUCCAGUUCAUCCCAUUUGGCUGUGGAAGAAGGGCCUGUCCUGGGAUGCCAUUUGGAGUUGCUUCUGUUGAAUAUGUGAUUGCUAACCUUCUCUAUCGGUUUGAUUGGACGUUACCUCCUGGUGAAAUUGCAGAGAACUUGGACAUGAGUGAACUCUACGGGCUAACUGUCAACAAGGAAAUCCCUCUUCAUGCUCUAGCAAUUUCUCAUUUGUCUAUUUAG